Molecule: messenger RNA, 2749 nt
Organism: Tympanuchus pallidicinctus (lesser prairie-chicken)
Lineage: Eukaryota; Metazoa; Chordata; Aves; Galliformes; Phasianidae
Gene: FAM117A
Product: family with sequence similarity 117 member A
Exons: 9
Coding region: 188-1588 (466 amino acids)
Source: RefSeq, a predicted model, not a curated record
GGGUUAUAAGUUACCACAUCCCAGUGAAAGAGUCGCUUGUCAGUGGUUGCUGGAGGAUUCCUCUUUUGUAAUCUGUGCAUCACGUGAGAGCUACAUCUUUUAAGUAUAUUGGAUAAAACAAGAAAAGCGUUAACUGGAACUUCUAGGUGUCACUGCUGUUCUGAAAUAACAAGUUAAGUACUAAUGCAUGUUAGCAGGACUUCUCACCAUCAGCAGGAUGUUACUGGAAGAACGAAGCAGACAAGCAGAGGUGUUCUCUCAGACCAGCUGUGGGGGCUGCAGGUACUCAGAGACGCACCAUGGCUGCAUGCUGCAGCUCCCUGCAGUGCUGCCACACAGACGUGAGGAUCCAAGGCUGCCACUUCACUUUGUGUUCACAUCUUCGGCGGCGAGUGUUCCCUGCGCUGCUGCUGCUGCAGAGAAGCCCUGCCGGCCCCGGCAGCCCCGCGUGCGUCGCACCUUCUCGCUGGACACCAUCGUGGGCUCCUACCUGCUGGGGCAGUGGCCACGGGAUGCUGAUGGAGCUUCUGCCUCGUGCAUGAAUGACAAAGCUACCCAGACCCCGGUGUCCUGGCAUGAUGCAGAAGUGGGAAAAGCCAGCUCCAGUGCUCACAAGCGUUCUGCUUCCUGGGGUAGCACAGAUCACCGCAGAGAGAUUGCCAAACUGAAGCAGCAGCUCCAGCGAACGAAGCUGAACGGCAGAAGUGGCAAAGAAAAGGAGAAGAGCUCCCCGCUGCAGGGGGACCACGCCGUGCUUGGAUCGCUGCGGGACUCUCCUUCAGGCUUCCUUUCUCUGUCUCCCGUUUUGAGGCUCAGUCCUUGCUUGCACAGGAGCCUGGAAGGGCUAAACCAGGAACUAGAGGAAGUGUUUGUGAAGGAGCAUGGAGAUGAAGAGCUUUUGAGGAUCUUGGAUGUCCCAGAUGGCCACAGAGCACCAGCACCUGCUCCGAGAGGCUCUGGGGAUGCCUCCCUGAUGCUGGAGCCCAGCAGUGGCAGCUGCAGCAGCCUCUCGCUUUCUCCUUCCCCUUCUGUGCCUCUCCGCCUUUCUCCACACACUCCAGUGAGAUUGGUGGCAGAAGAACUCUCCUCUGCUGUGGAUGAGAUGCAGCUGGAUCCAAAAGAGAAAGAGGAGGGCAGCCCUUCUCCAGUCCUGGCUUUCGCUUCCUCUCCUCGGCCCAACCACAGCUACAUGUUCAAACGGGAGCCUCCUGAGGGAUGUGAGAAGGUCCGGGCCUUUGAAGAAGCUUCCUCCAGCCCUGACCACACCUUUCAGCCUUCCUGCCCGGAUAAGAACAAAGUGCACUUCAACCCCACGGGCUCUGCCUUCUGCCCGGUCAGCCUGGUGAAGCCUCUCUUCCCAAACGUGGGCUUUCUCUUUAGCAGGGGCUUUCCAGCAUCAUCCAGCCCUGGCACGGGCACGUUUACAUCCUGCCAGCCCUCGGCCCCCACGCCAUUCCUUGGGGCACGGAAGGACGCUGCUGUAGAUAACUUCAGCGACGCCUCCAAGUCGCCUUCACUCAAUUAUGAACACUGGAAACGUGGGCAGCCAGAGGAGAACGUCGUCUUCCACAGCUCCCUCGUUGUGUGAAGCCUUUGGGAAAGUUAGCCAGCAACAGCAGCUCUGGCUCCUCAGUGCAUCUCGGCCAUCGCGUGGAGAUCAGUGCCUUGAGGUUGGGACUUGACAGCCAAGGGGCAGCGCUGGGCCUGAAAACCACAGCGGGCUGCCAAGGAUGAAAGCAGCUGUGAAGGACCACGUUCCACAGGACUCCUCGCUGCUGCGGGAGGGGCUCAUUUCCCCGAGUCUCCCCUGCUGAAAGCACUUUCCUGCGUUGAAUUGUCAUUUCCUGUAUGAUUGUUUUGCUGGUGAAGAGCAGCUGGGCACCCCUGCCGUGGGUGGAGCUGCGCACCGGGCCUCUGAGUGCAGUUGAGCCGGGAGGAUUCAGGUGGAGCUUCCCAGUGCUUCUCAUCCCUGCUGCUGCCGCUGCCUGGUGCUUGCUGAGCUCUGGGAGGUGGGAAGGGGGAGAAGGGUCUUGUAGGACGGCUGCUCCGGGGCCGUGGGAGCUGCUGUUGAUCUGUAGUGGUGACACAGACAGCAGCGUUCUCUGCCUGCGCCUCCAUGGACGCCUUCAGCCCCUGAAACCCCGGAGCUUUGGGAGCCCUGAGGCAGCUGUGCUGAACGGGGGGAGGGGAGGGAGCGCAGGUGACCGAAUGCCGCCUUCAGCAGGGGGAGGAAAACUUGCCUUACUGCAAGGAGUGAAGGAGAGAGAUGGUGGCUGCUCAGGAAUGGCAGAGCUGCCUGCCGGUGUCCCCGGUGCUGCGGCCACAUUGCAGGAAGAGAGGAUGGGAAACAAACUGCGGUGCUGGAAGGCGCCCGGCCCUGAGCCCACACAGCUGCACAGCGGGGCUGGGGCUGCCUGGGGGGGGUGUGGGGUUCGUGGGCCGCAGAGCAGAAAGCAGAGCGGUGACACGAGGACACAGAUGGUAAAAAGCCUCUUAACAGCGGCGUUUGGUUGUGUUCUGUUGCAAAGGCUCUGGGUUGUACUGAAGAAGCCUAUUUUCUUAUAUCUGAUGUAGAAACUCUAUUUUCUUCCAAAGACACUAUUUUUGCAGCUGUUUGAAGUUUGUAUUUUAUGUAUGUAUUGCAAAGCUUAAAGGAGGAAAGUUAGAUUUGGAGUUGUGUUUAGAGGGGUUUUUGCAGAUGCUGGUGUUGACAGUUACAUGGAGAAAAUAAACUAUUUCGUGCAUCCGA